UAUAUAAGACAUGUUGACGUCCUUAUAUGUUUAUAGAGGUUUACGAUACUGGAAUAACCUUACAGGACUAAAUAGAUUCCAUACUCUUGGGCGAUUACAAUCCUUUCCACGGAAUAGUCGAAUUUGUGAUCAUGUUAACGAAACUUCUUUUAAUUUGACUGUCAUUGCAUCAUCGUCGCCAUGUUUGAAACGUUUUUACACCCCAACGCGUCAUAUUAAUUGGAUAGGGAUAAAGAAGCGAUGGCGGUGCGAAGAAAUAUUGAUGAAGAAACGAAAGCAUAAAUUUCACUCCAGGGUAGGUAUGCGUUUUCGUCUUACGCGUUUUGGCUGGGAACGUCUUCAAAAAGGUCGUAAAGGGAAUAAAUUACACCUGUCGAUUAAACAACGGCGAAACAAAAAGCGAAUUAGAUUUGUAUCGAGACAUGAUUUGGUAAAGUUAACACGCCAAAUGCCUAGUUACAGAUUUGUAAUACGCGAUCCAACCACGAACUACAACCCAAAUAGCCAGAUUUUACGUAAGAAAAUUAAUAGUUAUUUUGCAUAAACAAAUAUUUCAACUAAGCC
Molecule: messenger RNA, 564 nt
Organism: Babesia bovis T2Bo
Lineage: Eukaryota; Apicomplexa; Aconoidasida; Piroplasmida; Babesiidae
Exons: 1
Coding region: 11-544 (177 amino acids)
Source: RefSeq, a predicted model, not a curated record